This is a messenger RNA of Plasmopara halstedii, 198 nucleotides long. RefSeq lists its product as uncharacterized. The coding region runs from base 1 to 198 and encodes 65 amino acids. The record is from RefSeq and is a predicted model, not a curated record. Lineage: Eukaryota; Oomycota; Peronosporomycetes; Peronosporales; Peronosporaceae. The transcript is spliced from 2 exons.
AUGACACCGCGACAUCAAGCAACAGUGGCGCUUAAGCCGAUUCUGAAGAAGCUGAUACCGAUUUGCUUCUUGACGGGUGCAGCAAUGGAGGCGUUCAUGGUCAAAACUGGAUUCUAUGAUAUUGUGACGGUAAACGAGGCAGAGCGUCGACAAAGGCGGGAUGAAGCGCGUCAAAAAUACCCAUCAACCAGAUAUUAG